Alligator sinensis (Chinese alligator) is the source of this 3666-nucleotide messenger RNA. RefSeq names its product adenylate cyclase type 10-like. The record is from RefSeq and is a predicted model, not a curated record. Gene Ontology annotation, cellular component: cytoplasm. The transcript has 20 exons. Gene Ontology annotation, molecular function: adenylate cyclase activity. NCBI's taxonomy places the organism in Eukaryota, Metazoa, Chordata, Crocodylia, Alligatoridae. Bases 16 to 3129 code for a protein of 1037 amino acids.
GCCGUCUGGUCACUUAUGGCUAUAUUCUUUGGGAUCAGUGCCUGUAGACCUUACAACAGAAAAGAUGUCCUUCAGAGCAAACUCACUGGCUUGGUGGACGAGAACCUCUACUGCCUCCUGAAUGAUCAGUUCCUUGUGAAGUUCCCCAUGUCAGCUGAGGCUGCUCACAUGAGUAAUGAGACAAAGCAACAAGAAGUAGAAAAGCUUUUCCUCAAAGUCCUGCAGAAGGCAGCAAAGGAAACAACCCUCAUUUUUAUCAUUGAUGAAGCUCAUUACAUUGAUCCUGCCUCAUGGGACUUUUUGGCACAUCUCCUCUCGCAUGUCCCUGUCUUGAUAGUCAUGUCAUUGGUUCCUUUCCCUUCUAAGCAGCUCAUCCCCUGCUUUUCUGCAAAAAGUAUUUUGAAGAGCCCCAAGACCACUACUGUUGUCCUCUGCGAGCUGAAACUUUCCCUGAUCCUAGAGAUGGCCUGUCAGGUCCUGGGAGUGAUCAGCAUCCCCCAAGAGCUGAAAAUGUUCCUUAUACAAAGAAGCUUUGGGGUCCCUCUCUACUGUGAGGAGUUAUCGGUGAAUCUCAUUGCCAGUGAUGUUCUUCAGAUCUGUCACAUCCCAGAUGAGGAAAAAGAAGAAAACAAGUGGUCUAACCUGUCUGUCAUUGCCAUCACAUCGAUACCAUACAAAGUGCCUCUUGUCAAGGAGAGAGAGCUUUACACCUGUAGAGUCAAGAAAGGUGUCAACUUGGAUACCAUACUGCUCCCACCGAGGCUGAAGGAGAUUGCUGUGCUCCAGCUGGACAGCUUCAGCCCUUCUGAGCAGAUACUGGUUAAAUGUGCAGCUGUCAUUGGCCAUAUCUUUACUGUGGAGCUGCUGCUCUUCAUCUUUCCGGCAUGGACAAGUGAGAAAAUGGAGAAUACCCUCAGGACCCUGAUAAAUUCCCGUGUAUUUGAGUUUGUAGGAAAAAAGAGAGGCUGGGAACACUUACGCACACAUCUGGGUUCCCCGGUGACACGAACAAUGGGAUCAGAUAUAGCUGAAGAUAUUGGAGCUGCUGUUCACUUCGGUCUGAAAAACCAGGGGAGGGCUCUGAGAUUCUGUGCUCCCCUUCUACGGGAAGGAGCCUAUGAGCUACUGCUAGAAGAUCAGAAGAGGGCCUUGCAUGACAGAUGCACCGUCUUUCUAGACUGUAAAGCUCACAAAUGUAACAGCUGUGGUGGAGGGGACUUUAUUUCCUUACUUCCUUUACACUGCAAUGUAGACUUAUCCUUAUGGGGACCAGGCAGUGAGAAUAAGGACAAGGUGCUGCUGGUUCCUGAAGAGAAUCUGAAGAGGCUUGAAGCUCUUCAUGCACAAGGUCAGGAAACUGAACAUUCAGGUUGUGUAGUAGAGAGGACUGAUGUCUCCCUCAGGGAGGAGCUCACCGUAGACGCUCCUGCAGCCUUGCAUGAAGAGAAUGUACAGAACAGGGCAAAGUCAUUCACGAAUAAGCAGGGUUUGCCAGACGAUCAUCUCAGGGUUGAGGAAGAGUUCCUGGACAGAGUGGGUAAGAUUCUUGAAGAUCAUGAAAGGGGGCAAGUGGAAGCCAGGAACCUUGCACCUUGUGAAUGUAGAGAGGCUGUGGCAUCAGUGGUCUAUGCUUUAGCACACCAUUACAUGAUGAUGGAUGACAGACCCAUGGCCUUUUAUUAUCUCCUGGAGUCUGCAGCUGCUUCCUUAUAUUUAUCCAACAAUUACAUGGCAUACUUUUAUUUGGAAAAAGCUACCAGCCAGAAGAAAAUGCCCGUGUUAAAGAUGCUCCCAUAUCAAAAGAUGCACAAAUUCAAGGUCAGCCAGUUGGAGGAAGCCAUCUUCUGCAGCCUCAAGGGAGAGGUCUGCUUCAAUCUGGGCCAAAUCUCAUUGGCGAAGAAACUCAUUAAGAGGGCCCUCUGCCUCUUGCAUAAGGGAUUUCCCAGUACCGGGGUUGGAGCCUUCUUCAGAUUGUUGCUGGAAGAGUCAAAGCACUUUUCAUCUCAUGCUCGACAGCGUCAGGCCCAGAACAUUGAUGAGAAGGCAUUAGCUGUCUUGAAACAGCAGAUCCGUUGCCUCUCUUUGCUCUGGAAGCUCUACAGUUUAGAUUCUACCUCCAGCAGGAAGUAUUCAUGGCUGGCAGCCCUGAUGGAAAUCAAUUUGGCAGAGGAGUGUGAGAACCAAGUGCAAGUCAUCUCAACAUAUAUGGAUUUUUCACAGUUCUCCCAAAAUAUGGGUUACAAAGAUGAAUGGCUGAAAUAUGAAAUGAUGGCUAUCCAAAGAAGCUUCCAAUGCAACUUCACCCUCAUCAGGGAGAGGCUGUUAAUGACAGCCCAGUUAACUCAGGUGCUGGCUUAUAGCAAGCUAUGCUUAGGUCAUCUGACCCAGUCCAUCCAGCUGGGCUUUCAAGCUCAUCUCUUGUGUGAGCAGCUCCAGGAAACCAGCCUCCACUACUUGGUUCUUUCUGUUCUCUUCAAAGCUGCACUCCUGAAGAACAAGUACACACAGUGCAUCAGUGUCUUAGAGUGGCUCUGGGAACUUGCUACUCAAGAGGAGAAUAUCAUUGCCCUGGCAUGUUUCUAUUCAGCCUGUUUAGACCUGCUUUGCGAUGCUGGGUAUGAUUACAGACCCUUUGAGGAGUGUCUGCAGUUCAUAAAGCAAUAUGAAACCAGCUGCAUCCUUAAGUGUCAGAGUAACAUCAUGCUGAGUCUGUACGCAUCUUUGGCUAUCUGGUUUGGCAGGUCCCACUGCUGGAGCCUGUUCAAAGACAGUUUCACCAAGGCUGAGCAGCUGGUGAGCAGAACAAAUGCCUCCCUCUUUGGUACCCACGGUUUCUUCAGGUUCCUGGAGUGCCAGGUGUUGUUGCUGUUGAAAAUCAUGGACGAUGCCCCUAAGAAAGUCCAAGAGAUGCGCAGCUCAACACUGAAGUACUUUGAGGAAUUCCUUUCUCGCUGCUCAACAAGUCCAGUCUACCACACAAGAGUUUACAGCCUGAAGGCCUCAGUGAAUCUCCUGGGAGAUGAAGAAAAGAACCACAUCCAUUUGUCAAAGGCGCUCAAACAUUCACACGUGCAGCAAAACAACAUGGAGGAGCAUGAGCACAAGAUGGGUCCAAAGCAAGAUCUGUAGGAAUUCCUCCUUGCAACUCCACUUAAGCUGAGCUCUGAGCUCUUCAGUGCAUGAGCCUCAUGCACUUUCUCCCUCACGAGCAUCUCUUUAACAUCAGUCCAGCUUCUACUUAUCACUAACCAUGCUGAGAUUUCCUUUUUCAUCCACCAACAUGGACUGGAAGAUCUCAGCAACAAAGGUCAAGAUGAAGAGGACUCAAAAAAAAUAUGCCUCACCCAACAUGGAUGCCAAAUCCAGACUGAAGUAAGUCCACCUUCUGUUCAUCCAUAGCCAGAGCAUACGUUCACAUUUCUUCUGCUGAGCUAUGGAAUACACCAUCCCUGAGCUCAGACCAUGGCCAUGGUCUUCAAGAAAAUCCCAGCGAGUUGUUCAAACAGUACGAGUGGGCAGGAGAGAUGUUGGAAGCUGGGACGUGACUUAUGGUGGUGAGGAGACCAUACUGUCUCAUAAGCAUGUACAGAGAAGGGCAUUAUGGAAAAAUCUACCCCAUUUUGUAGACUUCCUUCAUUUUUCCAUUAGUCCAUGUAUUUUAUAUAG